AGCUUCAGGGAGAGCUCCAAACUAAUCAAACACCAGCGCCUCCACACUGGGGAACGGCCCUACAUGUGUGGGGAAUGUGGGAAGAGCUUCAGUGACAGCUCCAACCUGAUCCGACACCAGCGCAUCCACACUGGGGAACAGCCCUACAAGUGCUUGGAAUGUGGGAAGAGCUUCAGGCAGAGUGACCACCUCCACACCCACCAGCUCAUCCACACUGGGGAACGACCCUACACGUGUGGGGAAUGUGGGAAGAGCUUCAGGGAGAACUCCAAGCUCCUCACCCACCAGCUCAUUCACACUGGGGAACAGCCCUACACGUGUGGGGAGUGUGGGAAGAGCUUCAGUGACAGGUCCCAGCUCCGCAGGCACCAGCUCAUCCACACCGGGGAACGGCCCUACAAGUGCUUGCAAUGUGGGAAGAGGUUUCGGACCAGCUCAGAUCUCCUCGUCCAUGAGCUGAUACACACAGGGGAGAGGCCCUUCCGCUGCACCGACUGCGGGAAGGGCUUCAACCGGAACUUCAACCUCGUCACCCACCGGCGCAUCCACACCGGGGAGAGGCCCUACAAGUGUGGGGAGUGUGGGAAGAGCUUCACCCGCAACUCCCACUUGACCAAACACCAACGGACCCACCAGUAA
Molecule: messenger RNA, 639 nt
Organism: Empidonax traillii (willow flycatcher)
Lineage: Eukaryota; Metazoa; Chordata; Aves; Passeriformes; Tyrannidae
Product: zinc finger protein 436-like
Exons: 1
Biological process (GO): regulation of transcription by RNA polymerase II
Molecular function (GO): RNA polymerase II cis-regulatory region sequence-specific DNA binding; DNA-binding transcription factor activity, RNA polymerase II-specific
Source: RefSeq, a predicted model, not a curated record